GUACGGAUGGGACAUUUCGUCGUCGUACGAGUGUAAGAAGCGGCAGUUUCAGUAAGAUCAUGACGUCAUUUCCAGCGCACGGAGGCCCGCCACGUACUGUAGAAAACGCAGAACGCACGAACGUUCGACAUGCCGUGCGCACGCAAGACCUAACACGCACCAUAUCGGACAGUGGCGCGAUCCGACACAAAGGACCUUUACACAGCGCAAGCUUACCAGAAAUUGGUCUAACCCGUGUCAACAAGGUGUCCGAUUCCGACAGCCUUGUUUGGCGUAAGUGCUCAAGUACCGUGGACGGAUUUCAAAGAAGGGGGUCGCUAUCCCCGACCGUUGAACGAACUACACAAAUGGGAAGCGGUGCCCGCGAAAAGACUCAAAGUAGUAAGGACUCAUCGCAUGGGUCAUUUCCACAAGGCGCUAGGUCGUGCGACAAUAGUUUGACGUUAAGUAUGGACUCGAGUCCGUAUCCAUUUCGGAGGCCUCUGAGCAACUCAUUUGGAGCAGUACAUUCGAGAAGCGAGAAUCACAAGGGCAGUAAUGGCAGGAAGGUCGAAGGGGUCGCAGAUGUUGGUUUGUCUGGGGAAGAAUUGGCGAGAAAAUUGUUUCACUUAGAUGGUUUUAACCGGAACGAAGUUGCGCCCAUGUUGUUUAAAAA
Paramuricea clavata is the source of this 655-nucleotide messenger RNA. Lineage: Eukaryota; Metazoa; Cnidaria; Anthozoa; Malacalcyonacea; Plexauridae. The record is from the annotation of a GenBank genome assembly.